Rhododendron vialii is the source of this 1920-nucleotide messenger RNA. RefSeq lists its product as uncharacterized. The record is from RefSeq and is a predicted model, not a curated record. Bases 132 to 1607 code for a protein of 491 amino acids. NCBI's taxonomy places the organism in Eukaryota, Viridiplantae, Streptophyta, Magnoliopsida, Ericales, Ericaceae. The transcript has 11 exons. Gene Ontology annotation, molecular function: acid phosphatase activity; inositol phosphate phosphatase activity.
UUUCUUUUCUUUUCUUUUUUGAUAAAAGCGCACUUCCAAUUCUCUCUAUUUCCUUCUGUUCGGUGGUUUUUGAUUCCCACCGAUCCCAUCUAGAGAGAGAGAGAGAGAGAGAGAGGGUGGAGAAGGCGGCCAUGGCGAUUGUUCUGCUUCUGUUUUUAUUUGCACUCGUUCGCUCAAACGCCGAAGAAGCUUUCGACGUUAGGAAACAUCUCUCCACCGUCUCCAGGUAUGAAGUUGUAAAGGACAUAUCUGACAAUUCGUUUGUGCCUUCUAACAUUCCAGACCAAUGUACUCCUAUCCAUCUAAAUCUGCUGGCAAGGCAUGGAACGCGUGCUCCUACCAAAAGAAGAAUAAAAGAAAUGGAUGAUUUAGAUAAGCGUAUUGAAGUACUUCUACAGGAUGCAAAAGAGAAGGAGUCAGAUUUGCAGAAAGUUCCUGCCUUACUUUGGGGGUGGAAAUUUCCUUGGAAAGGGAAGUUCAAGGGUGGAGAAUUAAUUAGGGAAGGAGAAGAAGAACUGUAUCAUCUUGCAAUCAGAAUCAGAGAAAAGUUUCCACAGCUGUUUAAUGAGGAUUACCACCCGGACGUGUAUCCAAUAAAGGCAACCCAGAUUCCGCGGGCAUCAGCUAGUGCUGUAGCAUUUGGCAUGGGGUUGUUUAGCGGGAGAGGAAAUCUUGGACCUGGGCAUCAUCGAGCUUUUGCAGUAUCCAGUGAAAGCCGUGCAAGCGAUAUUUGCCUGAGAUUCCACGAUUGUUGUCAGAGAUACAAGGACUUCAGGAAAAGUCAGGAGCCCACUGUUCAUAAGCUUAAGGAACCUAUCUUGGAUGAAAUCACCAAUGCCUUAGUGCAGCGUUAUGGACUGAAUUUUACAAGACAGGAUAUGUCUUCUCUCUGGUUUUUGUGCAAGGAGGAAGCAUCCUUAUUGAAUAUAACUGAUCAAGCUUGUGCUUUGUUCACCCCAUCUGAGGUUCUUUUGCUGGAGUGGGCAGAUGAUGUGGAAAUGUUCAUAUUAAAGGGUUAUGGUAAUGCACUAAACUACCGGAUGGGAGUGCCACUGCUUGAAGACGUUGUUCAGGCCAUGGAACAAGCAAUUAAGGCUAAAGAAGAAGAACGUGCUCCUGGUAGUUAUGAAAAUGCAAGACUGAGGUUUGCUCACGCUGAGACUCUGGUUCCAUUCUCAUGUCUGAUUGGUCUCUUUCUUGAGGGAUCUGAGUUUGAGAAAAUACAGAAGGAACAACCCUUGGAACUCCCUCCAAAGCCUCCUCAGAGAAGAAACUGGACGGGCAGUACAGUGGCGCCUUUUGCUGGGAAUAAUAUGCUAGUACUUUAUAGUUGUCCAACUGAGUCUUCAAGCAAGUACUUUGUGCAAGUACUUCAUAAUGAACAUCCGGUUCCAAUGCCAGGAUGUGGUAAUUCUGAUUUCUGUCCAUUUGAAGUUUUCAAGGAAAGAAUAGUUGCUCCUCAUUUAAAGCAUGACUACAACACACUCUGUGAUCUGAAGAUAGAAGAACCAGGGCGGAUGUUGCUCACCAGUAAGUUAUGGCAAAUCUUUCGGUGGCUAUUCCCACAAAGAAGCAAUGACACACAGUCUGCCAAACAAGAGCUAUAGUUCAUUUUUGUACGUAACAGUGACAAUUCUUAUGUUACUUUCCUCGCGCCAAUGAUUCUUGGCUUAAAUUUCAGAUUUAGGAAGUGGCUCCUUACCGGGUUUCGUUUUCUUUAAAGCCCAUAGUUUAUACAACUGGUUACUCGGGAUACAGUGCUAAAUAUUCUAACUUUAGGGUAUCUGAGAUGAGAUUUUGUAUUGUCCUUUUAUGUUUUCAGAGACCUGGAAGUUGUAAGUUCUGGGUAGGAUGUAGCUAUAACUGUUCUAUAUACAGCGCUACUGGAUAUUGCAUGCCCUCUGGUGGGACUUGGAACAA